Molecule: messenger RNA, 884 nt
Organism: Andrographis paniculata
Lineage: Eukaryota; Viridiplantae; Streptophyta; Magnoliopsida; Lamiales; Acanthaceae
Product: ribonuclease 3-like protein 3
Exons: 3
Coding region: 11-817 (268 amino acids)
Biological process (GO): siRNA processing
Cellular component (GO): nucleus; cytoplasm
Molecular function (GO): RNA binding; ribonuclease III activity
Source: RefSeq, a predicted model, not a curated record
AGAAGAUACGAUGUAUUCAUUGCAAGCCCUUCUUUUAGAACAAGAUCAUCAAGAGCAACAAAUGUCGUUGGAAGAUCGAGUCGAAGAGAUGAUCGGGUACAAAUUCCGGGAUCCAAUUCUUUUGAGACAAGUUUUCACCCAUCACUCGUUCGAGGAGGGUUGUUCCUCGUUGGAGCGUUUGGCGUAUCUUGGUGACGCCGCAUUGAGUUUCAUAUUAGCCACUUGGCAAUAUUCUUUAUACACGCGCUUAAGUCCCGGCGAGUUAACAAAGAUCCGAGCUAUUAAUGUGGACACCGAGAAACUUGCGCGUGCCGCGUUGAAGAAUGAGCUCCAUAAAUUCCUUCGUCAUCGCAUUCCUUUGUUGCCAAUACAGAUCGAAGGCUUUAGGAAUGAAAUGAAGAAGUACCCGUUGCAUUCGUGUGGAUUGAUCGAUGCCCCAAAGGUACUUGCGGACAUUGUCGAGGCUUUGAUUGGAGCCAUAUUUAUCGACUCCAACUCUUCUAUGGACACAACAUCUGAGAUUACAAUACGCUUGCUCGAACCAAUUAUCACUCCAGAAAAUCUUCCAACGCAUCCAAUGACAAAAUUACACGAAAUUUGUCAGAAAAACAAACUCUCAUUGGUGAUAAAAGACACGUGGAAAGACAAUGGAACAGUUGAGUUCGUCGUAAAUGGACGAUUUACCGGGAGGGCGACUUACAAAGCUAAAAGGACUAUAGCCAAAACUAGAGCAGCAUUAGAUGCAUACUCCCAAGUUGUCGAAGCCCUAAAUGUUGUCCAAGAUGAAAAUGAAAAUUCUACUUGUAAUAGUUCUUGAUUUAUAUGCUUUAUACUUCAUUAUGUUUUUAAUGUAUAUUUUUACAGCAAUUAUUCUUUCGAAUAUA